GCGGCGGCAGGGCUCAGGAAAGUUAUAGUGCUUUAUGGCAGGGAACCUGUGUCUGCCUUAGUACCUGAGUGACAGCGGCCAGGAGAUAGAGAAAGGCUGCGCUGAGGGGAACCGGAACACAGGGAGAGAUAUAGAAUCUUUAUGGAAUGCUGGUGUGUGGAACGUUCUGAGGGGAGAAUGAGUCCAAGGAGGAGGUCGAACUAGGACCAGUUGCUUUUCUUCAGAACAAAGACUCCAGAAGUAGAACUCGGUAAAGCAAACUCUGACCGUGGCUACUUCCUAUAUAACAUCUCGUUGCAGGGGGGGAGUCGAUAAUCACACGGUGGACCCACUUGUGACCCAGUCAGAGAACUAAAACAAAGACUCUCUGGAUCUUAAAGGGAAAGAGACUUCAGAGAGAGAGAACAAAGGCAUGAUAACUGCACACACUGACUGCUUUGGGAUCCCUUUGUCACUGACCCCCAAGCUGUAAGAGGAACCAUAUAAAAAGCUCACAAAGGUAAAGCACGUUGGAAUUGCUAAUUUCCACUAAUCUACUUUUGGUUUAUUUUAAGAAGAUUGUGGGUUUGGGCAUAUGCGUCUUGGUGUAUAUUCAACUAAAGCAGGAAGGUGGGGGUAUGUUUAAUUGACCCCCCACCUAAAGAUUAAAACCAAAUUUGCUGUUAGGUGAUGAUGGACAUACCCUUUUACCAUGAUGAUGUGUUAACUGCCCAUCAGGCUCCUACUACUUACUCAUCACUCUUCGGCACCAUGAUGAAGAAAGAUCUUAACCUCAAUCUGAAUGAUCAGGUUGUGGCCAAUUUAAAGCCUCACCAUGGAGAUGGACUAACUUCACCUGAUCUUGGACUACUGAAACUGGCCUCUCCGGAACUUGAAAGGCUUAUAAUCCAAUCUAAUGGCUUGGUGACUACAACACCCACCAGUAGCCAGUUCUUGUACCCCAAGAUAGCCAGUGAGGAGCAGGAAUUUGCAGAGGGAUUUGUUAAAGCACUGGAGGAUCUCCAUAAACAGAACCAACUUGGAGUUCCACCAUCUGGAGUGGAUUUAACUUCAGUACCUGUUGGGGGUAAUCUUCAACCGCCUACAAAUUCUGAUGCACCCAUUUAUGCCAACUUGAGCAGCUACCCAAGUGGAGCAAUGGGUACCACUGUUAACUACAGCACUGAUACUGUACCUUAUCCUCCCCCACCUUCCAGCAUACCUCAGCAGCCACCUCAAGCAAGACUGCAGGCUCUUAAGGAUGAGCCUCAAAUUGUACCAGAGGUGUCCAGUUUUGGAGAAAGUCCCCCUAUGUCUCCCAUCGACAUGGACACGCAAGAGAGGAUCAAGGCUGAGAGGAAGAGGUUGAGGAACAGGAUAGCAGCUUCUAAAUGCAGGAAGCGAAAGCUGGAGAGGAUAUCUAGGCUUGAAGAAAAGGUGAAGAGCCUAAAAAAUCAAAAUACUGAGUUGGCAUCGACUGCAAACCUGUUAAGGGAGCAGGUGGCCCAACUCAAGCAGAAAGUCAUGAGUCAUGUGAACAGUGGAUGCCAGCUUCUUCCUCAACAGGUCCAGGCCUACUAAUUUUAUGCAGCACCUAAAACUAGACAUUUCUUCAUUUUACUGUCAUCUCUUGAGCAACUUCAAACAGUGACUUGUGUUAGGAUAUCGUAUAUCAAAAACCAGACAAAAUGUUGGAUUGCCUUCUAGUUUUGGACAUUAUCUUGCAACCACCAAUGUUGACUAUAGAUUCAAAGCUGCCUGUUCAUUUGUAAUGACCAUGUUUUUUGAUGAGUAAAUGGAAAUUAUUGGGACCUCCAAAAAUGUUUAGGAAAGUACUGAUCCAGCACAUAUUCAUUGAUGUUGCUGCCAGGAUUUUGAUUUGCAUAUAAUAUGCUUUGGACCAUCUGUUUUUAUAGGCUGCCUACUUACGUCAGCAAACAUUUACCAUCCAGAGGUCUACAAAUUGACUAACAGUGCCUAUAGUGCCUCUAAAAGACAAAUGCUGCUUUUUUGUAAUACCCCACUCACUCCACCUUUCUACAUUGUUUUAAGUCCAUGUGUUCCUAGCACAUAUUUUGGGUGUUUGGCAGUUUAAACAAGAUCUGACUUGCAGUCAGUGUUUAUAUCCCCAACAUUUUCUUGACAAACUUGGUGAGAUAAUGCCAAGUGCAAUUAGUUUGGAGAUAUGUGUAUCUGCCUUAAAUGUUUACAGUCUCUCCAAAUUCUUGGAGUGGAUAGUGUUUGUUUUUAUUUUCUUCUCAGAAGUUUGAUGUUUUGGCAAGACCAUUACAAAUGCAGGUUGUUUCACAAUAAGAAUUUAGCGAAUGUGUAUGCUCAUUAUGGUUAUACACGUUAUCAGACUUUCAUUUGUAAGAUAAUGUAAAUGUAAUAUUUUAUGGAAUUCUUUCUUAAACUGGUCAAUUAACAAUAUUUAUGUUAUACUGGGAACAAUAUUAUUAUUUUUUUUUUAAAAUACACAUUCCAGUAUACACAGUGCUCUUAUGUAUAAUAAACUAUUGCAUAAAUGAGAA
Molecule: messenger RNA, 2510 nt
Organism: Pelobates fuscus (common spadefoot toad)
Lineage: Eukaryota; Metazoa; Chordata; Amphibia; Anura; Pelobatidae
Gene: JUND
Product: JunD proto-oncogene, AP-1 transcription factor subunit
Exons: 1
Coding region: 670-1560 (296 amino acids)
Biological process (GO): regulation of transcription by RNA polymerase II; regulation of cell population proliferation; regulation of cell cycle
Cellular component (GO): transcription regulator complex
Molecular function (GO): RNA polymerase II cis-regulatory region sequence-specific DNA binding; transcription factor binding; DNA-binding transcription factor activity, RNA polymerase II-specific
Source: RefSeq, a predicted model, not a curated record